Molecule: messenger RNA, 3609 nt
Organism: Hyalella azteca
Lineage: Eukaryota; Metazoa; Arthropoda; Malacostraca; Amphipoda; Hyalellidae
Exons: 2
Coding region: 308-3520 (1070 amino acids)
Source: RefSeq, a predicted model, not a curated record
UUUUCUCCAGGCGUCAAAGCUUGCGACGUCCUUAUCUAUAGCCUUAUCAGGGCGAGGCUCUUAAGGAACAAUCGGUGCAGUAGUUAAUCAGUGACAGCGUUCUUAAUCAGUGACAGCUUGCGUGGUCAAUCAGUGACUGAAUGCGCCCCAUCGAUCAAAUACAUCUCAAGAUUUGGUCUUCAGGAACGUCAAUGUCACGCUUAUCUGGUCACAGAUCAGCCUGAUUAGGAGCCGAGGCAAGCCUCCCUUCGUUUCGUGUGUCAACAAAAUUCUUUCCUUCUAUAUUUAAUUCUUUUAAUAAAAUAAAAUGAGCGCAGAAGACAAAGAAUCCGAUGAAAGCGCAGUGACUCGACAAGAACGGACGACGAGACUUGGAAUCUGUGUUCGAACUCCAACCACGAUUAUGCAUGAUGAUAAUAACGAGGAAGAAUUUCAGACACUACUGAAUGUCCCUUCUUUAUUGCCAUCGCCGGAAAGAGUGCAUUCUCUAAGCGUAGGCAGCAGACCGAAUGUCACACGAAAUGCAAAACUGAAACACUCGGCUUCCGUAGAUUCUACGAGUACUUCCGGCAUAUGUAUUCCCAUGGAAAAUCUAAACUUACUUCCUAAAAACCACCCCCAAACAAGGCUAGAAUGUACUUCGGAAAAUAAUGAAGAGGAAAUACAACCUUUAUUGCACUCUACUCACAGCACCGCGCUAUAUUUUAGUGCUGAAGCGGCUGGUUGUGCGGCAAACAGCUUGCAUGUCGAAGCUUGUGAUCUCUCCAGCACCUCUGUCAAUUCUAGCGCCUCAGAUGUUGGCGUCUUUUUCGACUCCAGCACUGAAGACUCCGACACUUCAAAUGUUUCACCACAUAGACUUCAACUUGAGAAGAAUUCCAAGUUCAGUCGUCCACAAAUCCAUUAUGAAAACGAAACUGAAAAGAAAGUGGCUUAUGAAGUUAAUUCAAUCGAAUUUGACCCUUUCCCAAGGCGUAGAUCUUCACUAAAACCUUCUUAUAUAUCAAAUUUGUCACAGAGAAGGAAGAAUCCCACAAAUUUUGCUAGGGCAGCACAUUUGAAUGAAAAAUUUACUGCUAAUAAGGAAGAACAAUUGAUCAAACCGAAAUUGAAACCGUCCAAAAGCUUGUGGUUACUCCAAAAAGACACACAACAAAAGACGCGGAGAGUUUCGGAGAUCACCAUUCCUUCAAUAGCGAUCAACGAUCAAUUCGUAACAGGCAAAGGUCAGGAUUUCAAUGGGGAAACGACGCCGGUUAAGAGGAAGAAUAGUAGGAUUGAAGGAUUUCUCAAACUCUCCCCGAAAAUCACGCGAGGUGUUCACGCUAUGAGCAGGAAGAGGAAGAAAAGCGCCGCAUGUGAACAAAAAACUGAAAUCCCACUCAAUGUACCGUCAAUAUCGACAUUGCUGGAUACCGCAAGAAUCAUAGAAGAUGACUUCAGAAAAUCGGCACGCGCGGAACUGAAGGGACUUUAUUCGGACCUUUGUGUGCCUCUACCUCUGCAUUGGUUAAAGGAAGAGCGACCCAUCAGAAUAAGUGACAUUUACGUCGAACCUGAUCUAACUUUCAACCGGAGGGUAGUUAAAGUUGAAGACCUAUUCAUCGUACAGCCAAACCGUUCGUGCAAAAACCCUUUGAUAGUAAUCAAGGGUCAACCUGGGGGUGGAAAAACUGCUCUAUGCCAGUUUCUUAUUCAUUCAUGGUGCGUAAACGAAGGAAAAAUUCAAACUCUAGCUGACUUCGACGUACUACUGAUGGUAGAAUGCCGGUAUGUGAGCGUGGAAUUGAUGUCAUCCCUCCGGAACAUCUACCUGAAAAAUAGCAUAAAUAAGCUUCCAAAGACAGAAGAUGAUGAUUACCUGCUGGAACUACUCAACAAUCCCAAGACCCUAAUCAUUUUAGAUGGGUUUGAUGAGUGCCAAGAAUCUUGCAGAAAUCUACUUAUAAAUAUCAGGAAAAAGCUUCGGGACGCCAGAGUGAUCGUGUCAACCAGAUUGUCUGGAAUCAGAGACAUCGAAGAAGCCUUGAAUCUUGACCUAAGCUAUGAUAGCAUCGAGCUUCUUUUGACUCUUUUUGACGAAGAAAAGUUCGUGAAGCUUGUUAUCAACAUCUCGAGGAUGUACGGCAUGAAUGAUCAGCAACAAUUUGCACUUCUGGACAAUGUCGAUGACAACUUCGACGACCUCAAAUCGGUAUUGAACGUUCCACUGCACGUUGUUCUAUACCUGAUGCUUUGGAUCCACCAACCAGCGAUCCUUGGGACCGUCAAAAAUGUGAUCGAUGUUUUCGAUGGGGUGAUGGCGCUGAUGCGGCAUCAACUUUUGUCAAUCAGCACAGCAGGCGAAAAUAAAUUAUUGGAACGAAAGGACGAAGCUCAGAAGUACUUGAUGGAGGUCGGCCGAGUUAGCUUGCGGUGCAUCCAGGACCGGAAGUUUUACUUCACAAACACGGAAUGUAACGAAGUCAAGCCCCAUUGCGAAACCUGCCAUCUGAAUCCCGACACGGCCCUCCGAGUCAUCAUGGCCGACGCUGCCUCCCCAUUCAUGAAAAAUGUCAAAAUAUUCUUCCAUGUAACUUUAAUGGAGCAUGUGGCAGCAUCGUUUCUGGAUUUCAACAUAUCUAUGACUCGAUCUGGGAUAUUUCAAACGCUGAUGAAUGUGAGCGUGAAGAAUGUAACUGAAAAUUCUUGUGCGUCUUGCAUGCCGUUGACUUUUACCCCAAAAGCCACGAUGACGAAUUCAGGCACUAGGAAUUACCAGCUUGACAGCACAAUUAGCCAUCUGGUGAGAAUAGCGUGCAAAAACAAUCACAAAACUUUCAAAAUGGGUGAAGAGUUGGCCAUAUAUUUCUCGUUAACGAGCAACCGUAACUUAGUUACCCUCUCCAACAUCAUGCCGCACUUGCAAGAAGAAGACCACCCCUUCAAACAAGGACUCAGGAAAGGACUUUCGAAUCAAAGCUUGCCUAAUCCUAUUCAUAAUUGGAACCUUAAGCACGUCGUAAAUUUGAUAAAGAACGGGGCCCUGAAACCGACGGUCAAAGUGAAAUUCUCCGUUGAACACAACAAAAAUUGGGGGCCCAUCGUGAACGAGUUGGUAAACCUAGGCAGCAAACCUAUAAUCAAAGUCGUGCUCGCGGACACGGUUCAAAUGAAAGCUCUUAACGAUGCCCUCGAAGUUAUUGAGAAUCCCAGCAUUCCGAAACUCUACCUUCACUUUGGCUUCAUUGAGGCAGGUAUUAAUGAACUCGUCAAACUAUGGCCGUUUCCAAAGACGAUGCAUAUCGUCAGUCCCGCUGGAAGUUACACGAUUGAGGCAUACCUGGCAUGCGUGGCAUUGGCCAAUGCUAUGGGUAAAGAUCAAAUUAAGAGCAUCAGGUUUACUGGCAGUGAUUCAAGCUAUAUUUUGUCGCUCCUAGAAAAAUCCUUGCCUAAGAUCAAGAUUAACUUUCAACUAGCUAACCGCGACGCCGCACAUUUUGAGAUUUUCCUAAAUCCGCGGACAGUUGAUGCUUCUUAGCUUUAAGUUUUCGUCGAAGCUAGUUUCUGCUUCAAGGGAACUCCUAGCCGAUCGUUAAACCCCUGAUGUUCCUAAACUGUUUUAUCUUU